This is a messenger RNA of Brassica napus (rape), 693 nucleotides long. RefSeq names its product glutathione S-transferase T3-like. Lineage: Eukaryota; Viridiplantae; Streptophyta; Magnoliopsida; Brassicales; Brassicaceae. Bases 1 to 693 code for a protein of 230 amino acids. The record is from RefSeq and is a predicted model, not a curated record. The transcript is spliced from 2 exons.
AUGGAUCCAAGCACUGUUCCUAAUGACGAGGUGCUGAUCAGUGGGUGGCUCAACACUUCAAAGGAUUCGAUUGUUGCAAAUGAGCAGAGGUCGGGGGCCUUCUGGAUACGGGUUGGUAAGUAUUAUGCAGAGAGUGUCCAUGGAAGAGAGGAUGGUGUGAGAGAGCACGGUUGUUGCAAGAAGAGGUGGCACAGAAUCAAUGAUGAUGUUAACAAGUUCUGUGGCGCAUACUCGGCAGCUCAGCGCCAAAUUAGCAGUGGUGAGUCUGACACAGACGUUCUGAAGAAGGCGCAUGAAAUUUUCUUCUCUGAUCAAGAGCACAAGUUCACACUUGAACAUGCUUGGUGUGUGUUGAGGUUUGAACAGAAGUGGCUCAGCCUUAACACACCCAAAGCUGGUGGCGUUUCAAAGAGGAAGAAUGUGCAGACAGAUUCCCAAACUUCUACCAACGAAGGCUUCGUUGAUGUUGAGAGCAGGCCCGAAGGUGUCAAGGCUGCUAAGGCUAAAAGAAAUACAGGUAAAGGGAAGUCCGUCGCUGAGAUUGCAACAGUUUGGGAAAUGAAGAAGAACGAUUUGGUGAGGAAGGAGAGACUGUCGAGGCUAGCAAUAUUAGACACUCUCCUCACCAAGCCUGUUCCAUUGACUGAGAGGGAAGAAUCUGCGAUGAAUAAGCUCCUAGCCGAGUUAUUCUGA